Salvelinus sp. IW2-2015 is the source of this 1258-nucleotide messenger RNA. The record is from RefSeq and is a predicted model, not a curated record. Lineage: Eukaryota; Metazoa; Chordata; Actinopteri; Salmoniformes; Salmonidae.
CCUACUAUGAACUAGUUACAUCCAAAUAUCAUCCAAUUUGACCRACAACAUGAUUUUCACUGUCCGGGACCUUUAAUAAACCAUGCAUUUAGUCUUAUUUUAUGUUCUACAGCUGUCCAAGRAAUAUGGAUCUGUUUUCACGGUUCACUUUGGAUCCACAAAAGUGGUGAUCCUGGCAGGAUACAAGACGGUCAAGCAGGCGCUGGUCAACCAUGCAGAGGAGUUUGGGGACAGGGGCAUGCUUCCUGUGUUGUAUGAUUUCACCAAUGGACAUGGUAUUCUGUUUGGCAAUGGCGAAUCAUGGAAAGAGAUGCGGCGCUUUGCCCUGACAAACCUUCGAGACUUUGGGAUGGGCAAGAAAGUGAUUGAAGAGAAAAUCUUAGAGGAAAUUCACUACCUGAUUGAAGUGUUUGAAAAUCACAAGGGUAAAGCAUUCGACACAACCCAGCCAUUGCAUUAUGCUGUCUCCAACAUAAUCUCCAACAUUGUGUACGGCAGCAGGUUUGAAUACUCUGACCCCAAGUUCAAAGCCUCUAUAAAACGAGUUGAUGACAACAUCCGAAUUAGUGGCUCCGUUUCAUUACAGUUGUACAACAUGUUCCCUUGGCUGAAAAGCAGGAAGCUUUUGUUGAAGAAUAUUGAGAACAGCAAGAAGGAGAUGGGGGAGCUGGUGAGGGGGCUGAAGGAGACUCUCAACCCUCAGAUGUGUAGAGGCUUUGUGGACUCGUUCCUUGUCCGAAAGCAGACCCUGGAAGAAUCUGGCAACAAGAACUCUCACUACCAUGACAMCAACCUGAUAUCCUCUGUGGGCAACCUGUUUUCUGCUGGUACAGACACCACAGGGACAACCCUACGCUGGGCUUUGAUGCUAAUGGCCAAGUACCCCCUUAUACAGGACCGGAUCCUGGAGGAGAUCAGCAGAGUCAUAGGAAAUCGUCAGCCCUCAGCAGAGGACAGGAAGAACCUGCCCUACACUGAUGCAGUGAUCCAUGAGACCCAGAGACUGGCCAACAUUUUACCCAUUGCCAUCCCUCACACCACCACCCGAGACAUCACCUUCCAGGGAUAUUUCAUCAAGAAGGGGACGCUUGUGUUUCCYCUACUGACGUCUGUCCUACAAGAUGGAAGCGAAUGGGAGAGCCCACACACCUUUAACCCCGCCCACUUUCUGGAUGAGGAAGGUCGAUUCACCAAGAGGGAUGCCUUCAUGCCCUUCUCUGCAGGUGAGUUCCACUGUUCUUGUAUCCAUACUGACUGG